AUGAGCCUCGCCGAAGCUGCCCCCAUCACCCGCGAUGAUCGAUAUGUCAACCCCGGAUCAGACGAUCAGCGGUUAGGUGACUCGACACCUCGAGCUAGCGAACUCAACAACGAGACGGAUAGUCAGCGCGACGACACGAAGAAGGACGGAAAGAGCAAGAUGCGUAGCUUGUUUGGACUUGGCAAGAAGAAGUCCUCGACGCCUAUAAAAUCUGACUCCAAACCCGACACGAACGACACCAAGACUGGGUCUCAAAACGAGUCCCAGACUCCUUCCAACACAAACUCCAACCCCACUAGCCCAUCUCUAUCCCGAGACGCUUCCAAGCUAUCCUCGAACCAACCAUCAUGGUCCCCUACUGGUGAUCAGAGCUUCAUUCCCACCUCUCCGAGUCGCGGCUUCACUGGAUCUCCACGACUGUCGUCGCCAGCCACAUCCCAGAUCUUUGAACGUGAUGUUCAAGACAGCUCUGUUAUCGCGGCCAGCUCCCCAGCCAUCCCGACACACAUCCAGACCGAGAACUACAUUCCUCCCGUUCUCGAUGAUGCGUCCGAAGCCAUCACAAACAACAAGCUUGACCCGGAUACGGUCGAGAUUGUUACUCACACCUCGCAUCAACCCGCUGCGGUGACAGUCACAGGGGCCAGCAGUAACUUGCCUUCGUACGAUCCCUCUGCCAGCGAGUGGGCAGCAGAACUAGCAUCCUUUGCCAACCGGGACGCUGUUUCGACCGAUAACGCCUCCAAUUACGGAUCUCUGGAUUCUGCGGACGUCCGUCGUCUAUCCUUCAUCUCGUUCGCUGAUGUUGUACAAGCCGAACACAACCCUGCCGGAGGCAUUGCGAGCUCCCGCGACAGCAUCCAUCUUGCAGGUCUCACAUCUCUGCCCUCGGCAAUGAACCGUUCACCUUCACCUAUCCGAUCACCUGUAUCUAGCCAAGGACCCGAGACAAGCCCUCCUACGAGCAACCCCGGUAGCAUGAAGGGUAUUGAGCUGAGCCCCUCACGAAGACCCCUGGGUAGCCCUACCAGCAUCAACAACCUCAAGCUCAACCCUUCAGGGGGUGAUUUGAACAUUGAGACAAUGAGCCAGGCUCUGCGAAGAACCGGCAGCAGUGACUUGAGCCAUGUCCGCAGCGGCCCUACAAGCCCAAUUGAGAGCUCCCACCUUCGUUAA
This is a messenger RNA of Fusarium coffeatum, 1176 nucleotides long. RefSeq lists its product as uncharacterized. The transcript has a single exon. The coding region runs from base 1 to 1176 and encodes 391 amino acids. The record is from RefSeq and is a predicted model, not a curated record. Lineage: Eukaryota; Fungi; Ascomycota; Sordariomycetes; Hypocreales; Nectriaceae.